Molecule: messenger RNA, 1059 nt
Organism: Torulaspora globosa
Lineage: Eukaryota; Fungi; Ascomycota; Saccharomycetes; Saccharomycetales; Saccharomycetaceae
Gene: IMP21
Product: Imp21p
Exons: 1
Coding region: 1-1059 (352 amino acids)
Source: RefSeq, a predicted model, not a curated record
AUGAGUUUACCGGGCCAUAAGAGUAUACUGCUGACGGGCACUGAUGGAACACAGACGCGGUUGAACAGCGGAGGGGUGGCGAAGAGCGAGGGCAGCGCUACCGGCACUGGCCAGGGAUCUGGUGGCGUACAGUUCGACUCGGAACAGCUAGCGAGAGGCCGGUCGCGUACCAAGAUGAGAAAUGGGCCUGGUCUGAACGCAUCGACCAGUCGCUCGCGGUCGAGAAGCAGGGUCUCUAGUAUAAUCGCCGAGGAGGAGUUCCUGAAAUGGACGGUGCUGAGACGGGAUCCGUCGAUGCGACUGCAGCCGAGCCAGGAGGAUGCCAGCACGUCGGAGCUUGGCAGCGACGCCAGCGACGAGGAGGACAGCGGCGACGAAGAGCUCUCCGACGAGGAGCAAGUGACCGAUGUCGACAACGACGUCGACAUCGACGAAGAGUUCGACUACGACCAGGGCAUGAAAGUGCUCCCCAACUUCGUGGUGAGUCUCAACGAAGUGCUCGAGUCCAGCAGACCGUGGAUCCGCCAGUACGUCGCGGCCAACCAGGGCCGCGAGACAGAGGGGGUGCAGGAGACCUCGCUGGCCGGCGGCUACCGCCGAGCCAUCGAGCUGGUCUCCAAGGGCAAGGGCUCCACCACCACAAGAUCGUACAUACUCUGUGCGGACCUCACCAGCGAGUCGAACUACGCGCUCACCUACGUGAUGGGCUCGCUGAUCGGCAACGGCGACACUCUCUACAUCGUCCACUGGGACAACCAGCACCUCUCCAGCGCCGCGACAGCCCUUUCCGAGAACGUCGCCUCCAUCAAGAAGCACGUCAUGUACAUGUUCGACUGCGUCGGCGCCGUCAUCGAGGACCUCGACGUCGUCGUGCUCUCGCUGCAGCACCCGUUCCCGAAGCAGCUGCUCACCGAGAUGAUCUACGCCCUACAACCGAUCGCACUGUGCUGCUCUCUCUCGAUGAUCCUCUCCUCGCUCCAGAACUUUGUCUGCUCCGUUCCCACGCUGGUCAUCCGCAAGAAGCUCAAGCGAUCCAAGAAGAAAGGCAUCUCCGAGUGA